Molecule: messenger RNA, 981 nt
Organism: Sceloporus undulatus (fence lizard)
Lineage: Eukaryota; Metazoa; Chordata; Lepidosauria; Squamata; Phrynosomatidae
Gene: PSMB4
Product: proteasome 20S subunit beta 4
Exons: 7
Coding region: 52-834 (260 amino acids)
Cellular component (GO): proteasome core complex
Source: RefSeq, a predicted model, not a curated record
AGAGCGCUUCCUGUUCAGUGACUAAGCGGCUGCUCAGCGAGGAAGGCAGGAAUGAUGGAGGUCCCUUCGCUGCUCCGGAGCCCGAUCCCCUUCUGGGCCGGAGGUCCUGCUCCGGGGGAGCUUUACUCGCCCUCCGUCCCGGCAACCGGAGCCCAGGCAGCAGGAACCUCCAGGACUCUGAGCCCCAUGGUGACGGGGACCUCCGUCCUGGGGCUGAAGUUUGACGGCGGGGUGAUCAUCGCUGCCGACAUGCUGGGCUCCUACGGGUCCCUGGCCCGCUUCCGGAACAUCUCCAGGAUCAUGAAGGUGAACGACAGCACCGUCCUGGGGGCCUCCGGAGACUACGCCGACUUCCAGUAUCUCAAGCAAGUCGUCGAACAGAUGGUGAUCGAUGAGGAGCUCUUGGGAGACGGCCACAGCUACAGCCCCAAGGCCAUCCACUCCUGGUUGACGCGUGCCAUGUACAACCGCCGGUCCAAGAUGAACCCUCUCUGGAACACCGUGGUCAUUGGCGGCUAUGCCAACGGAGAAGGGUUCCUAGGUUAUGUCGACAUGCUUGGUGUGGCGUACGAAGCUCCUUCGCUCGCGACUGGGUAUGGGUCCUAUGUGGCGCAGCCUCUAAUGAGAGACGCCCUGGAGAAGAAGCCCAGCCUGUCUCAGCAAGAGGCCCGGGCCCUCAUCGAGCGUUGCAUGAAAAUCCUCUACUACAGAGAUGCUCGCUCCUUCAAUAGAUACGAGAUCACAGUCGUUACGGAAAAAGGCGUGGAAGUGGAAGGCCCUCUCUCCUUGGAGACCAACUGGGACAUAGCGCACCUGGUCAGUGGCUUUGAAUGAAUCUGGAAAACAUGCCAGCUGUUUUCUAUGGAGAUAAAAUUCCCCGUCCUGCUAGCAACUGUUUGGUGUUCAAGAAUUAACACAACUUCAAAUAUUUGUUUUUUGUAAACACAAAUAAAACAAGAGAUUCUUGCCUGUUUAUGAACA